Parnassius apollo (apollo) is the source of this 246-nucleotide messenger RNA. The record is from the annotation of a GenBank genome assembly. NCBI's taxonomy places the organism in Eukaryota, Metazoa, Arthropoda, Insecta, Lepidoptera, Papilionidae.
AUGAAAAAUAUUUUAGAUUCACUUGGAGAUGAGGACUUAAGUUUACCGUCAUGUUCAAAGCCAAAGCGUCCUAAAAUAAGGAAUCAGGAUAAUGAAAACUUGGGCUCCGGUACCAGUCUUUUAGAAAAAUCUGUGACAUUAAAAGAAACUAUGAAAAUGAUGAUGGACUCAAGUGAAAGCGAGGAAGAACUAGAUAAUGAUAUUCCAAAUCCAUUAGACGAAGUAUUUAGUUAUAAAAAAUAUUAA